Molecule: messenger RNA, 2406 nt
Organism: Lepisosteus oculatus (spotted gar)
Lineage: Eukaryota; Metazoa; Chordata; Actinopteri; Semionotiformes; Lepisosteidae
Gene: olfcu1
Product: olfactory receptor C family, u1
Biological process (GO): G protein-coupled receptor signaling pathway
Cellular component (GO): plasma membrane
Molecular function (GO): G protein-coupled receptor activity
Source: RefSeq, a predicted model, not a curated record
AUGUCUGUUAGUUUUGAUUACAGGGCUUUUCGUUGGGUUCAGACCAUGAUCUUUGCAAUUGAAGAAAUCAACAAGAAUGGCACUCUUCUGCCUGGAGUGUCCUUGGGCUAUAAAAUUGCGGACAGCUGUGAUAAUGUUCAUGACGGCCUGAGAGGGGCAUUGACUCUGGUAAAUGGCAACGAUGAAGCUGUCUUAAGUCCAAAGUGCAACAAGAGCUUUCCAGUAUCUGCCAUCAUUGGUCUGGCUUCCUCUUCUCCUACCCGAGCAGUUGCUCACACCAUAGGGCCUUUUGGUGUUCCACUGAUCAGUUACUUUGCUACAUGUGCUUGUUUGACCAACAAACGAGAAUUUCCCACUUUUCUCCGGACAGUUCCCAGCGAUUUAUUUCAGGUCAGAGGACUGGUCCAGCUGGUGACACAUUUCAAAUGGACCUGGGUGGGCGCUGUUGCAACAGAUGAUGAUUAUGGUCAAUACGGCCUCCAGUCGUUUGCGGAGCAACUGAAGGAACAUGGCGGAUGUUUGUCCUUUUACAAAACUAUACCCAAGACCUACUCUGCAGAAAAAAUCAGACAGAUAGUGGAAACCAUCAAAAGUUCAACUGCUAAGGUUAUCAUUGUCUUCACAACAGAGGGGAAGUUUUCUGAACUCCUGAAAGAGGUGAUACGUCAGAAUGUUACUGGCAGGCAGUGGGUGGCAAGCGAGGCCUGGGUCACAGCUACGCUGCUUUCCACAACGGAGUUCCAGGAAACUUUGGGAGGAACUAUCGGCUUUGCAUUUCGCAGUGCACAAAUACCUGGGCUUAGGGACUUCCUCUGGAGGAUCAGGCCCUCUCCCAGCCCAGAGUCAGUGUUUGUUAACAUGUUUUGGGAAAAGCUGUUUGACUGCAAGCUUAAUUUCCCCGGGGUCAAAACAAACUAUCUAGCUCCCAACUCCCAUAUCUGCACAGGCUCAGAAGACUUCAGGGCAACUAACAACAUUUACUCAGAUGUUUCUCAGCUAAGAGUUUCCUACAAUGUGUACAAAGCUGUGUAUGGCAUCGCUCAUGCUUUGCACGAACUGCUGGAGUGCAAGCACAAAGGAGAGGCACUGGGGAAUAGAGCCUGCAAAGCUGUCUUUCCUUUUGAACACAGGCAGCUGCUAAACUAUUUGAAAAAAGUUGAUUUUAUAAACCAAUUUGGAGAAAGAGUGAAUUUUGAUGAAAAUGGAGAGCCAGUGCCUCUAUACGACAUUAUAAAUUGGCAGAAAGAUGACAGUGGAAACAUCCGAUUUGUAAAAGUUGGAAGUUUUGAUGCCUCCACUCCGAAAGGGACACAGCUGAACAUAAAUGAAAAGGAUAUCAUGUGGUAUGAUGGUCAGGAACAGGUGCCAAGGUCAGUGUGCAGUAAGAGCUGUCCCCCAGGUACCAGGAAAGCCAUUCGUGUGGGGGAGCCUCUGUGCUGUUUCGACUGCCUACCCUGUGCCGAGGGGGAAAUCAGCUACGAAUCUGACUCUACUGAGUGUACAAAGUGUCCUCCGGAUCACUGGUCUGAUAAAGACAGGACGAUGUGUGAACCGAGAGCAAUAGAGUUCCUCUCCUUCCAGGACACUCUGGGAAUCAUUUUAGUCAUUUUGACUUUUGUGGGGGUUUCUGUAACACUGGCCACUGUUGUCAUUUUCUACAAUUGCAGAAGCACCCCCCUGGUCAGAGCUAACAACUCGGAGCUCAGCUUCCUGCUGCUGAUUGCCUUGGCUCUCUGUUUCCUGUGUUCACUUCUGUUCAUCGGCAAACCAUCGGUCUGGAGCUGUAUGGCUCGCCAAGCAGCCUUUGCAAUCAGCUUUGUGCUGUGCAUCUCCUGCAUUCUUGUAAAGACUAUCGUAGUGCUAGUCGCCUUCAGAGCCACAUUGCCCGGAUCCAACGCGAUCAAACGGUUCGGUCCUUUGCAACAAAGAGCGAUCAUUUUUCUCUGCACAGUCGUUCAAGCUGUGCUGUGUGCCCUGUGGCUCAUCGUGGCUCCCCCUUUCCCUUUCAAAAAUACGUCCUACCAGGGUGGGAAGAUCAUCCUUGAAUGUAAAGAUGGAUCAACGCUGGCCUUCUAUUUAGUUUUGGGAUAUAUCGGACUUCUUUCUUGUGUUUGUUUCGUGUUAGCUUUUUUAGGCAGAAAAUUGCCCGGCACCUUUAACGAAGCCAAAUUCAUCACCUUCAGUAUGUUUAUAUUUUUUGCAGUUUGGAUAUCAUUUAUACCAGCUUAUCAAAGCUCCCCGGGAAAAUACACAGUGGCAGUGGAAAUAUUUGCUAUUCUUUCCUCCAGUUUUGGACUUCUUAUCUGUAUAUUUGCACCUAAGUGUUAUAUAAUUUUGCUGAGACCUGAGAAGAACACUAAAAAAAGCAUUACGUGUAGUAAAAUUAAAAAAACCAACACACUUUAA